AUGAGCGUCGGCGUGCCCGGCAUGUGGGCGCACUCAGGCGAUCGAUGGCUACAUGCUGAAAUGCGCCGCGCCGUCGCGCGCAUCUGCAUGGAGGAGAACUUCACCCAUGCAGACGGCGGCUCCCUGGACGCGGUGGCGGCGGCAGCCAACAGCUUCCUCGCGUCGGUGGGCCUCCGGGCACAGGCCCUCGCGCGGUUGGCCGGGAGGGACGGCCUCGGCGAGGCGGACGUGCGGGCCGCCAUCGAGCGCGUCUGCGCGGAGGGGGGGCCCGUGGCUGAGGGGCUGCUGCAGGAGGUCGACGAGGAGGAGGAGGAGGCGGAGGAGGUUGCCGACGACAAGGCGGCCGAUUGUGGCUUGCCGCCGUCGGUGCCGCUGCCAGCCGCGCCCGCGGCCGGCACGCCGCACGACCUCACGCAGUUGUUCGACGCAUUUGCUGGCGAGGCUGACCGCUGCCCCGCCGCGCCCUGGCUGCCGCCGCUCCCCCCGGAGUGGAUGCUCGAGGGCGGCCGCGGCGCCGCGCCCAGCGGCGGGCUCGGCAACCAGCAGGCCGCGCCCCUGGGCGCCGAUCCUGUCGGUGGCCAGCGGCUCCCGGAGGAGCUAUGGGGCUCGGCUUGCGGCCGGCGGCCUCGGGUGCCCUCCUUCGCGGGCGGUGCCGCCUGUAGGGACGCUGCUCGGGCGGCGCUGCUGGACUUCGCGGCCGCGGCCGCCGGAGGCGCAGGCGGUGGCGGUGCUGGCCCGUGGCCGCAGGCAGGGCCGGGGCCCGGGAGCAGCACGGCGUUGCCCCUGCAGGCAGCCCAGCCUCUCGGCCGAUCGAGAGGGGACGCGGCGCUGGCCGGGCGGAGCGGUGCCGCGCCGCCAGGCCCGGGAUCGGCCGCGGCCAGCGGCCCGCCGGCCGCGAAGCGGGCCAGGGAGGACCUCCGCAUCAGGCUGAGGCUCAGAGCACCUUCGCCCGGGGCGGCGGUGCCCGCCGCAGCCCCGGCGGUCUCGACAUCGGAGGCGCGGGCGGCGCCGCCAGCGGCGCUGCCCGCCGCGGUCCCGCCGCCGGUGGCCUCGCCUGCAGCCACACCCCCGCCGUUGCCGCCGCAGAGGAGGCACCCGCCAGGGCGCCCCUUCCCGUGCCCUCGGCCGCGAGUGCUGAGGACCUCCAGCAGGCCGCGCGGCGAGGGCCGCUGGCAGGGCUGCGGGCCCUGGGCGCCGAGGGGGCCAGGUGUUGGCAGAACCGUUACGGCCAGAGCCUUCUGUUCUUCGCCGCUUCGAGGUGCACCGACUCGCCGUGCGACGACGUGGACGUGUGCCGCUACCUGUGCGAGGAGUUGCGCCUCCGCGUUGACCAGCAGGACGCCGUCGCCUCGCAAACGCCGCUGUUCUACGCCGCCAGCCGUGGCCACGAGGCCGUGGUCGCCUACCUGCUCGAAGCGCGGGCGGACCCCCAGCUCAGGGACGCGGCGGGCCGGUCCAGCCUUUUCCUCGCGGCCCAAACUGGCUCCGAGGGCAGCGCCCGGCGCCUGCUGGGCGCGGGGGCGGACCCGAACGCGGCGGACUUGA
Messenger RNA from Prorocentrum cordatum, 1545 nucleotides. The record is from the annotation of a GenBank genome assembly. NCBI's taxonomy places the organism in Eukaryota, Dinophyceae, Prorocentrales, Prorocentraceae.